This is a messenger RNA of Phaethon lepturus (White-tailed tropicbird), 684 nucleotides long. Its product is annotated as neprilysin-like. Gene Ontology annotation, cellular component: plasma membrane. Lineage: Eukaryota; Metazoa; Chordata; Aves; Phaethontiformes; Phaethontidae. Gene Ontology annotation, biological process: amyloid-beta clearance; protein processing. Bases 30 to 545 code for a protein of 171 amino acids. Gene Ontology annotation, molecular function: metalloendopeptidase activity. The record is from RefSeq and is a predicted model, not a curated record. The transcript is spliced from 6 exons.
CCAAAUCUCUGAAUUAUGGUGGCAUAGGCAUGGUUAUCGGUCAUGAAAUCACACAUGGUUUUGAUGACAACGGCAGAAAUUUUAAUGAGAAUGGAGACCUUGUAGACUGGUGGACUGAAGAAUCAGCACACAAUUUUAAGGAGCUGUCCCAGUGUAUGGUGUACCAGUAUGGAAACUUUUCAUGGGACCUAGCAGGUGGACAGCAUCUAAGUGGAAUCAACACACUAGGAGAAAACAUUGCUGAUAAUGGAGGUAUCAGACAAGCAUAUAAGGCCUAUGAAAACUUUGUGAAAAAGCAUGGAAAAGAAAAACUUCUUCCUGGUCUUGAAAUGAACCAUAAACAGCUUUUUUUUCUGAACUUCGCACAGGUAUGGUGUGGAACAUACAGACCAGAAUAUGCUGUGAACUCCAUCAAAACCGACGUGCACAGCCCAGGCAAAUUCAGGGUCAUAGGAUCAUUGCAAAACUCGCCGGAGUUUUCUGAAGCCUUUUCAUGCACCAAGACAAACUACAUGGAUCCUGCUAAAAAGUGCCGAGUUUGGUGACGGAACUGUAAACCUUGAAUCUCGAGAAGCUUUCCAGAAAAAGAGAAAUUUUGAACUAAUUUUGAGAAGGGGAGGAGGGAAGAAAACUGAGGGGUAUAUGCUAGAGUAGUCACUGUAAUUCUUAGUAAGCAGGCAAAAA